UUGUGCGUCACGUUGGUAAUGUGAUCAAUAAAUAUGUCUUCGGGUUGGGUAGUGAACAAAAAUCAAAAUUAUGUUUAAUUUUUGCAAGAUUUACUUUAUGGAAUUAUGUUGAUUACACAAGCGUUGACCCUAAGUGUGCUUCAUUUCGUACUGACAUCAGGUGCUGAAAUUCGGAAUAUUUCUGUGGAUUUGGGUCGCAACCUGUCCUUACCAUGUUCCUUACCGGAUGCAAAAAACAUAAUGUGGGUCCACGAAGGGAAGGAGGCUCGACAGGUCUCCCGCCUGCUGAUACAAGAUGACGGAUCGCUGUUCCUCAUGGAGGUUGACCGUAACGAUUCCGGCAUCUACACCUGCCUGCCCGCCAACUCGGACAGUCCCGACGUGAAGGCCAGCGUCGGAUUGAGGGUGCGAACGCCGCCGCCUUUGUUAUCGUUAUCGGUGCAUCCCUCGACGAUACUGGCCCUGGUUCUGUGGACCGUCGAGGAUACCGGCGGUUACCCGAUCAUCUGCUUCACCGCCCAGUACCGGCUGGCGAACUCCAGCGAGGAGUGGAAGCCCAUCUCGCCGAAUCGCAUCAGUCCGAAUUCCAGGCAGAUCGAGGUGUACAAGCUCGAACCGAACACCACGUAUGCCUUUCGGGUCUGGGGCAUUAAUCAGUUGGGCAAAGGAGAUGUUGCCGAGAUCGAGGGACGCACGCUGAUGAAUAAUCAGGAUUUAGAGCUGGCGAGGCAUUUCUUAGAGGGCGCCGAUAAGUUUGACACGCGUAUGUGGCUGGUUGCGGUCGGGGUUGUAAUGGGCACAUUAGUAGUUUUAGGCUUAGGCACUUGUUUUUUACUUUAUCAAGAGUGCCGCGCACCGAGUGAUCCGUGCAUGCGUAGCCUUGGACGUACCCGCCCAUGUCCCACGUGUUUACUAUCGCAUUUUUUUGCAGAGAUCGACGAUCAAGAGAUAAUAGAGCUAGUUCCGAAUAUAAUCUUAAAUCCCGGCUUUGAGGGAAGCCUUCGCACAGAACACUCGCACGCGGACGAAAAUUCCAAUAGUGAAACUAUGAUACGAUUUAACAACAAUACAGUUAUUCAACCGAGGAAUGUGUAGCACUCACUUUUCUUUUUGUUAGUUCGCUUCGGUUAGAUUGAGUUGACGUUUUAUGUAAGUUAAGGAGAGGAUUGAUAAUUUACGACCUGGUGAUAAAAUUUUCUAGUCAUUUCGCUUUCAUUCUCAUAUCAAACUGUUGAGUGAACGUAGGGUUUUAGUAACUUAGAGUUAAAUAUGUCAUGCUUCCAUUUUAUUAAAUUUGACAUGAAUCGUGCACGAUCAUCUACGAUGAUGAACAUUCCAGAUUCAACGACGACAAAAGAGAGUGAUAUUAUUUUUGCAGUAUUUACCUCCUCGAUUUACGAUUUGUAAGUCGAAAGUCGCAAGUUGUGAGUUAAUAAUUUCAAGAGUUGUGCUAACGCGUUGUGUUCUCGAUAACGGAAGAGAGAAAAAAGAGAUAUAACUAUUUUGAGAAUGUUGAAUAAUUUUAUUGUGCCUAAUAUUAAGUAGAUUAGCAUUUAUAAAUUAGGCAUCAUUAGCUCAAUUUUUAGACGACAAUUUAAAGAAAAAAAAGAUACCAGACAAAGUGCUCGCUUGUUUGAUGCGAUAUAGUAAUAAUUGCACUCGGGACUGCAAAUUAAACUUUAUGUUGUGAAAGUUUCAGUGCCUAAUAUAGUAUUAGUAAUAAUGAGCACGUGUAAUAAUAUUUAUAACACAGACUGACAUCAUUUUCUUAAAUUAGGAACUAUGUGGCCUCUGCGGACGUUUUAAGGUAUUCUGUAAUUGCACGAUUAGGAGCAGAACACGACCCUACUUUUACAUUUUUGUGCUGUCUAACUGCCACUUCAUUUUUGUAAUCGCUCGGUGUUUCUCAACGUGGCCCGAUGGAUCCCCUUGGGGGGGGGGGACGAAAUUGAGUUAUGUAAAAUGGUCCUCUACGUUCACAUGAGGAGAAGGCACUUGGAAAUGGUCCAGUGUUGAGAUCCACUGCUUUAACCGAUGGUUGUACUCUGGGGUUGUAACACAAGUGCAUGACACACUUGAUUGUAAUCACAAGUUUUGAUGUAAACUAUUUUGAAGCAUACUCACGGGACGCCCCGCCUUUAUGGUGUUAAACUACAAGCGCAGGUCGUCUCGUAUUAUCGUGCUUGAUAUUGUGUUGUUAUUGCGAUUUUAUACAAAUAUCAAAUAUAUAUAUUAUAUAACGAUUUGGAUGUGUAACAAUAAUUUUUAUACAUGCAUAUACAUGUCUGUAAUCGUUUUGAAUGUUGAAACCGCGUUACUUUCUUCGCCAAGCUUCAAUUUUUGACUAAGUACAAACUUUGUGUAGUUCUUCCACUUUUAAUCGAUCUCUAGUUUGUAUAUAUAAUAAUUUUAGGCGCUUUUACUGCAUCAGUUAGAGGCAUAUCCUAUUUUUUAAAUUAACAUUUCGACCUCGUAACGCGUUACCUGUAGUUGAAGUGCAAGCAACUGGUAUUUAUUAUAAUUCAUUCACGUUGGCAAUCUAUUUAUAACUUUUGAUUAGUGUAAUAAAAAAAUUAUGUUUU
This is a messenger RNA of Photinus pyralis (common eastern firefly), 2582 nucleotides long. RefSeq names its product protein sidekick-1. The coding region runs from base 106 to 1095 and encodes 329 amino acids. The transcript is spliced from 4 exons. Gene Ontology annotation, molecular function: protein binding. The record is from RefSeq and is a predicted model, not a curated record. Lineage: Eukaryota; Metazoa; Arthropoda; Insecta; Coleoptera; Lampyridae.